Messenger RNA from Oppiella nova, 598 nucleotides. The record is from the annotation of a GenBank genome assembly. NCBI's taxonomy places the organism in Eukaryota, Metazoa, Arthropoda, Arachnida, Sarcoptiformes, Oppiidae.
ACUCACUUCACACUGACUCCACUCUUCGUCAAACACAGUGUCUGCAAGACUCGGGAUUUGCAAAACUGGUCAUUAGUGAAGGGAUUCAUAUGAAAAUGAGUGCACUUUUGGUGAGUCGUGUCAAUACAUGAUAGUUGAGUGAACAGUGAGUCCAUUAUUAUCCACACAUUUGAUGCAACACUUGCUCUAAUUGAGUGCAAAGAUGUCGAAACUAUCGGUUGGGAUCAAUGUUGACAUUCAGAGGACUAAUGGUCGCAUCCACUCCGCGGUCAUCAGUCAUAUCGAUUGGAAGAGUCGGAGUGUGACAGUCGAGUGGUCGGAAUCGGAUGAGAUAAAGGGCAAAGAGGUUACCAUUGAUUAUCUUGCGNUAACAUAUUGGCCACCAUUUGGUGCAAUGAUAGGUCGCAUCCACUCCGCGGUCAUCAGUCAUAUUGAUUGGAAGAGUCGGAGUGUGACAGUCGAGUGGUCGGAAUCGGAUGAGAUAAAGGGCAAAGAGCCGUUCCGUUCCGAUGACAUCGAAGACGAUUACGAACUCAUUUCUGACACUCAAAUACAAGACUUCUCCAAAGGGUCACAGAAUAGACGACACAAAAACUAA